Messenger RNA from Penicillium pulvis, 1311 nucleotides. Its product is annotated as enolase. The coding region runs from base 1 to 1311 and encodes 436 amino acids. The record is from RefSeq and is a predicted model, not a curated record. The transcript has 5 exons. Gene Ontology annotation, biological process: glycolytic process. NCBI's taxonomy places the organism in Eukaryota, Fungi, Ascomycota, Eurotiomycetes, Eurotiales, Aspergillaceae. Gene Ontology annotation, molecular function: magnesium ion binding; phosphopyruvate hydratase activity. Gene Ontology annotation, cellular component: phosphopyruvate hydratase complex.
AUGAUCAGGUCCAUCCAUGCCGCUCAAAGGUUGGAUUCGCGGGGAAAUCCAACUGUUCAAGUCGAUAUUACUACGGACAGAGGUACUUUUCGAUCUAUCGUCCCUUCCGGUGCGUCUACAGGUGCGAAUGAAGCUAUAGAGCUGCGAGAUCGGGACAAGUCUGCAUAUGGUGGCCAUGGUGUUCAGAAGGCUGUCUUAAAUGUCGGACUCGUUAUCAAUCCUGCGCUAGUAAAGAGUGGGUUCAAUGUUGAUACGGAUCAGAGAAAGAUUGAUCAUCUUCUUAAGAAGUUGGACGGUACGAAGAAUAAGGCAAAGCUCGGAGCGAACGCUAUUCUGGGCGUCAGUAUGGCUUGUGCCAGAGCUGGGGCAGCCCAUUCAGACAUUCCCUUAUACGAGUUCCUUCAACGUGAGUCUGGCGCGCAAAAGCCUUUUGUGAUGCCAGUUCCGUUCUUCAAUGUCCUAAAUGGAGGUGUGCAUUCGGGCAACAAAAUGGCUUUUCAAGAGACUAUGAUAGCCCCUGUUGGAGCGUCGUCUUUUAUGGAAGCAAUUCAAAUGGGUAGUGAGGUUUAUCAACAGCUGAAGAAAAUCAUCGUUGACAAGUUUGGACCAUCUGCUGCCGGUAUUGGGGACGAAGGAGGUUUUGCGCCACCAAUCUCGCAGCCUUAUGAAGCAUUAGGCCUCCUAGUUCAAGCAGUUUCACUUGCUGGAUAUACUGGCAAAAUCAAAUUUGCGAUUGAUCCAGCAUCAAGUGAGUUUUUCCGAGAUGGAAACUACGACCUUGGGUUCAAAGACAAAAGGCCGAACGCGCAAAGCGCAAAACAGAUGAUGGACCUGUAUCAUUCACUCUUGCAGGAUUAUCCCGUCGUCCUCUUGGAGGAUCCGUUCGCCGAAACUGAUUGGGAUAGUUGGACAAAGUUCAAUGAAGGAUGCCCAGUCGAACUGGUUGGGGAUGAUUUACUGGUCACGAAUACGCAAUACGUGCAGGAGGCUUACGAGAAGAGAGCGUGCAAUUCUAUGCUGCUGAAAAUCAACCAAAUAGGGACUAUUUCCGAAGCGAUAGACGCGGCAAACCUGGCCUUCAGUUUUGAUUGGGGCGUUUUCGUGUCUCAUCGAUCUGGUGAGACGACCGAUGACUUCAUUGCGGAUUUGGCAGUGGGCUUGAGAACAGGUCAUCUCAAAUCCGGGGCACCUUGCCGGGGCGAGAGAGUCGCCAAGUAUAACCGGCUCAUGGAUAUUGAGGCAGAGCUUUUGGCAAAGGGUGAAAAAUGCAUUUAUGCUGGUUCACAAUUCAGGGUGGCAUCUAAGUGCUAA